AUGAGCACAACACUGGAGUGUAAUGCAUCAACAACAUCACUCUCAAACUGUAAACAUCUAGAAUCAUUCAUUCAACAACAACAACAAGUACAGGUACAAGUAGUACUAGAUGAUAAACAGGUAUUAGUAAAUACAUGUAAUAUAUGUAAUGAUAAUAGUGAGAAUUGGAUAUGUAUCCAAUUAGCGUCACUCUCCGAUCACAGUGUAUGGUGUUAUCAAUGCGAAUCAUAUGUCGAGCAUCCUAACCUUGCUCCAUAUCUUGAGAUACUACAACAUGUCAUUCAACUAAAGUCAACUACUUCUACUACUUCUACUUCAACAUCUACAACUGCUACGGCAUCACCAUCGAUAUUGAAGAUUAGUACACAGACAGAGAGACUAAAGUCAAGUGGAGGUUUGAACAAGUCAUCACAUUUGGAUAACUUCUUGGAGUUUGGAGAUGAUGAAGAGGAUGACGAGUUGAUGUUGAAACAACAACAGGAGAGACAACAGGGUGGCGGACUGAUACAGGCUGUGAUGGAUAUGUUCUUUGGAUCAAGACUGCGUCCACAUCCAAUGCUGAACGAGUUGUCGCUACAGGGCGUAGCCAAUCACAUCAAGGCAGGCCACGCCAAGAAUAUAGUGGUGCUGACAGGCGCGGGCAUUAGUGUGGCGGCAGGAAUACCAGACUUUCGAUCUCCAACCUCUGGACUCUAUUACAAUCUGGAGAAGUACAACCUACCCUACAAGACAGCCAUCUUUGACAUUGAGUACUUUGCUGAGAACCCCAAGCCAUUCUUCCUAAUUGCCAAGGAGCUGUAUCCUGGCAACUUCCAACCAACACCUGUACAUCACUUUAUCAAACUACUUCACGACAAGAAUGUGUUGCUGAGGAACUACACUCAGAACAUUGACACCUUAGAGAGACAAGCAGAUGUUCCGGAUUCAAAGUUAGUGGAGGCACAUGGAUCAUUCGCCACAAGCAAGUGCCUAUCUUGCAAGAAGCAACACUCCAAGGAGUGGGUCAAAGAUAUUAUAUUCAAGGAUGAGAUACCAAGAUGUACAGAAUGUGAGACUGGUAUUGUGAAGCCAGAUAUUAUAUUCUUUGGAGAGCCAUUGCCAGCGAGGUUCACACAUUUGGCAAGGGAGGACCUGUCAAAGUGUGAUCUGUUAUUGGUGAUUGGUACAUCAUUACAAGUACAACCAUUCGCUUCAUUAUUAUCGAUGGCACCAACGAAUAUACCAAGAUGUCUGAUCAAUAUGCAUGAGGUUGGUACCAAUGCCCAUGGAGGAUUCAAAUUCGAAGCCUCCAACAACAAGACCGAUGUCAAAUGGAUUGGUGAUUGUCAACAGGGUAUCAAAGAACUAUCACGUCUAUUAGGUUGGCAAGAUCAUCUCCAAUCAAUAAUAAAUGGAAAUGGCAGCAGUUGA
Messenger RNA from Acytostelium subglobosum LB1, 1410 nucleotides. RefSeq lists its product as hypothetical. The coding region runs from base 1 to 1410 and encodes 469 amino acids. The record is from RefSeq and is a predicted model, not a curated record. Gene Ontology annotation, molecular function: NAD+ binding. Lineage: Eukaryota; Evosea; Eumycetozoa; Acytosteliales; Acytosteliaceae. The transcript is spliced from 5 exons.